Orcinus orca (killer whale) is the source of this 2428-nucleotide messenger RNA. It is a transcript of the gene MIXL1, whose product is annotated as Mix paired-like homeobox. Bases 1 to 738 code for a protein of 245 amino acids. The transcript has 2 exons. NCBI's taxonomy places the organism in Eukaryota, Metazoa, Chordata, Mammalia, Artiodactyla, Delphinidae. Gene Ontology annotation, biological process: endoderm formation; hematopoietic progenitor cell differentiation; regulation of transcription by RNA polymerase II. The record is from RefSeq and is a predicted model, not a curated record. Gene Ontology annotation, molecular function: DNA-binding transcription activator activity, RNA polymerase II-specific; RNA polymerase II cis-regulatory region sequence-specific DNA binding.
AUGGCCGCAGCUGAGCCCAGCCAGCUCCAGUUCGGGGAGAUCGCCGCGCCCCCCGCCUACCGGCCCGCCCACGCCGGCGGGGCGUUCCUGCCGCCCCCGAACCCCGCGGCUGCUCUGCUCCCCGCGCGUCCCUCGGGCCCCGGUCCGGAGCGCGGCGCCCCGGUGGCCUUCGCCGGCUUUCUCGGUAGGGGUCCCGGGCCCGCGGCGCCGCCCUCCGCCGCCCUGGGCCCGCCUGCGCCCCCUAAAGGCGCGGCCGUCCCGUCGGCGUCGCAGCGCCGAAAGCGCACGUCGUUCAGACCCGAGCAGCUGCAGCUGCUGGAGCUCGUCUUCCGCCGGACCAUGUACCCCGACAUCCACCUGCGUGAGCGCCUGGCCGCGCUCACUUUGCUCCCGGAGUCCAGGAUCCAGCAGUUUCUCUCUCCCCCCUUCCAGGUGUGGUUCCAGAACAGGCGCGCCAAAUCGCGUCGUCAGAGCGGGAAAUCCUUUCAGCCUUCAGCCAGGCCAGAGCUCUUCCUCCAUCACUCUGCUUGUGAAACUGAAGCAGAAUAUUUGAAGCCCCAGCUGCCUCUGGAGGUAGAUGUGAACUGCCUGCCGGAUCCCAACAAGGUUGGAGGAGACAUCUCCAACCCUAGCUCCCAAGCUCAGAAUUUUGAAACCUAUUCUCCUCUCUCUGAAGACAUUGGUUCAAAGCUGGACUCAUGGGAGGAACACAUCUUUUCUGCCUUUGGUAACUCUUGAGGAGUCUGGGAGAAUUCAGGAUAAGUUCAGAGGAACCAUGACUGACAGCCAGGGAGACACACAUCAGAAUACCAUCCUUUCUGGCUUCCAUGUUAAGGACUCAUCCAUGUUAACCUUGGUAAUGGUUUUGGGUCAUCUCUCACCUGUGAAGCUUCUUCCCCUUUUGCCCAUGAACUUUGCCCAUGGCCUGUUCUUUCUUUAUAGUACACACCCCCUAGGAGUUCUGGCAUUUUUUACCAGUGCAUCUCCAAAUCUGCACUUUCAUUUUGGUCUGCAUACCUGCUCUUUCCUACCAGUCCUGUUGGUAUUUUUUUGAACUAGUUUUUCAGAACUAUCUUCACAAGAACUCCUUGGUUCGACUCAGUUUCCCCUUGUGCUUAACAGCUGCUGUCUUCAUAUGGCUCCUCCAAGGCUUAUACCCUUAGACUCAUGUUAACCCAGCUCCUUCAAUCCUCAUCCUAUCAUCAAGAUUUACUACUUUUUAAAUUUGGCCUGACAUCUUUAUGCUCAUUCGUAGCUCCGGUGAUUCUGCAAGAGCCCCCUGCCUCAAGUUUCUCAGCUUUUAAAAAACUACUCUCUAGAAAUCUGUAGUAGCCUCCAACUGCUACCAAAUUAUAAAAACGUUUUGGUUACCCUUCCGGAUAACGGACAUUGAUAGCCUACAGGACCAUUAUGCGCAUCUUCUUAGGGUCACCCAUCCACGAUAUAUAUAUGCCUCUGUCUCAAAGCCACUCCUUUCAGUUUUAGAACCAAAUGAAUAACCUCUUUCAAAACACUCUAGACCUCCCUCCUUCUGAAGGCUGUAACUUUUUCUAAUCCUCAUUUUGUACCUGUUACUUCAAUCACUGCAGCAUUACCCUUAGCACUUGUUAUUGUACUUCUGUGCAACUUCAGUUUAUUAUUAUUAAAUGUUUUCCACAAAUGUUUCAUUGUAAUUCUAUUUAAAUGAGUGCUGUCCUUUAGAUAGCACUUAGUACAGCGCUUCACUCCAUAACUGCUCAGUACAUAUUUUGUGGUCAUGAGAAACAUUUCUAAAAGAUAAGUUUCUGCAAAUGUAGUUUAUAAAGCCAGAAAUCAUGGUAUCAGCAGGCCACUGUGCUGAGGAAUUUAACUUGGUUAAAAGUCUAUCCAGCUUGUUCAAAGUUUAGUAACAUGAGUCUUCUGGUUUCAGGAGAUUUCUCUUUCCCAAUUUAUAUGAUAAGAAUGUAUGUAAAUUACUAAGUUAGCCCAGGAUAAAUUAUUGCUUCGAGGUUUUGAGGGUUUUCAAACUCCUAAGGACAAAAGGAAACUGUUUGUACAUGAGGUAAUCAUAGGUGAGGUUUCUCUGUAAACUGUGCUUUGGAGGCAGCUCAUGAGAAGCCAUGGCUGGGGCCAGGACUCAGGUUUGUCUUUUGUUUUUUUUUUUUGUAAUGGAAUUUUUUUUUUUCUUUUGGCUAUGCCACGCGACUUGCAGGAUCUUAGUUCCCCGAACAGGGAUUGAACCCGGGCCCUUGGCAGUGAAAGUGUGGAGUCCUAACCACCGGACCGCCAGGGAAUUCCCCAGGACUCAGGUCUUGAUGAUUCCUAGAAGAGUCAGAGCUAUGCUGAAUGUCUCAGAGAUCAUACAUGCCAGUUACCCUGAUUUUCAUAGAGGUGUUAAAUGGCUUGCACUUUUCAGAGUAGCAAAUCCACUAUUAAAAGCAACCAGGAC